AAUACUAAUGCAUUGUCGGCAGUGAAUGAAGUUGGUAGCUUCUAAGGAAAGAGCACAUAAUCGACGGGUCCUAAAAGACGCCAGUGUUGACAUCAUCAUCAACAAAUGUCCAAGAAUGUAACCACUAGAGGCCGUUUCAAUGGACCCCAAUAUAUUUCGCGGUUCUUGUACCUUCGUUUUGUUCGUUUGAUUUUCUUCAACCAUCGCAUUUUACUUGUCAAACCAUCUUUUUUUUUUUUUUUUUCCUUCUUCACCUCAACUGGUGCCUUACGCAUUCUUGUAACUCUGAUUUCCGUAAAAAGGAAAUUUUAGGAAAAUUAUAUCACUCGUUUUAUUUUAUCACCUGUUUUCAUGCCAAAAGGAAGCUUCAUUUUAUAAUCAGAAAAUCAUCUGGUUGAUAAGCUGGCUAGUCAAGAAUUUGAGGAAUAGUGGUGUAGGAAAGUUCAUGUUACAUAGCCAAAAAACAAUUAAUAAUGAAAAGAAGAGAAGAGGUAACACAGCGACUUUUUUGGCAGGAUGCAGCCGGCAGUAACUGAGGAUACCACCGUCUUGAGUUAUUGGUUGAACUGGAGGGUCUUGCUAUGUUCAAUAUGGUUAUUGUCAAUAAUGGCUAUAUCAUCAUUUAUUAUAUGGAAAUAUGAAUCUUUGGAUAAGUUGAGAGCUGAUAAAGGAGAAACACAGCAAGAUGCUGUACAAUUUUUGUGUAAUGAUGACACAUGGAAGCCAUGUCUUAAAGAAAUACACCCAUUUUGGCUAUUGGUUUUCCGAGUAUUUGCAUUCUGUUUUCUUUUGUCUAACCUCAUUGCCAGAAUUCUUACUAGUGAAAGCAGAAUAUUCUUCUUUUAUACUCAGUGGACUUUUGUUCUGGUUACCUUCUAUUUUGGGUUUGGAUCUCUUCUCUCCAUCUAUGGGUGUUACCAGUAUCACAAGAUGAUCAGUGGCAAUCUAAACGUACUGGAUGAGACAGAUUCAGAGAAAGGAAACUUCAUGCCUCUAACAAAUGGAGAAAAUGCAAAUAAACAUGAAAUGAGAAAGGUCUUGAAUACCCAAGAGAGAUCCAGUCCAGCAAUUAUUAGUUAUCUGUUUCAAGUUGUAUAUCAGAUGAAUGCUGGGGCAGUGAUGCUCACUGAUUGCGUUUAUUGGCUCAUUAUUUUUCCAUUUCUCACCGUCACCGACUACAAAUUGAGUUUUAUGACAGUGAAUAUGCAUACGCUGAAUGCUGUCUUUCUACUCUGCGAUACAGUGCUGAAUUGCUUGCAAUUCCCAUGGUUUCGGAUUGCUUACUUUCUGCUAUGGACGUUUGUCUUUGUUAUUUUCCAGUGGAUACUUCAUGCUUUUGUCUUCGUCUGGUGGCCUUACCCAUUCCUUGACUUGUCAUCACCAUUUGCACCAUUGUGGUACUUGGGAGUGGGAUUAAUGCAUAUUCCAUGCUAUGGCAUAUUUGUUUUUGUGGCUAGAUCAAAACAUUACCUGCUUUCAAGAUGGUUCCCUCAGUCUUAUCUAUGUUCAAAAUAAGAUUUCUUUUUUAAUAAUUCUUGUAAUUUUAACGUUUUCUUUCUUUUGUAUAAAAUCAAGUCUAUAUAGCAAAAAUGGCUUUCUACA
Molecule: messenger RNA, 1602 nt
Organism: Mangifera indica (mango)
Lineage: Eukaryota; Viridiplantae; Streptophyta; Magnoliopsida; Sapindales; Anacardiaceae
Exons: 9
Coding region: 517-1515 (332 amino acids)
Cellular component (GO): membrane
Source: RefSeq, a predicted model, not a curated record